AUGAGCUUGGGAGACGACGAUGCUUUUUCAGACGCAGGCUUCCAAGAUUACAUAGCAAAGGCUCCCCAGCGCCUGCUGACGCACAUCCGGGAAGGGACGUCGGACGAGGAGAGCAGGACCAUGAUAAGGAAGUGCAUAGCGGAGCUAGAGCAGCAGCAGAUCUUUCCUUUCGACGUCAACUUCUUCAACUUCGCCGUGUCGGGGGAUUGGCAGCUCCUGUACUCGACCUCUCGCCUCCUCUCGCCCGACACCAACCUCAAGGUCAGAGACAUCAGGAGCAGGAUCGACGGAGGGGCGCGGGAGUUGGUGCAUCAGGCAAGGUGGGAGUACCGGGAGGAUGUGACGGGGCAGGCAGAAGAGUUGAGGACGCGAGGCCUGUUCGAGGUGAAGUGCUCUUACAACAUGAGUGAGGCCCCCAGCGUUCCCACCCGCAUGAUCAUCUCAGUGGAAGAGCUUCGACUGACUCCUGAGCCUCUCAACAGACCUCCAAAGAACCCUGAAGCUCUCGUAGGAGCUCUGCAGCGAGCCCUGCCGAAAGAGUUCUUCGAUCCUGAUGAGGCGCUCAUGGACACGACCUACCUGGACCCGCAGGUGCGGCUUGUCUGCUACCUUGGGAAGAGAUUUGCUGGCGUUCGUCAUGUGUAUUGUCGGCCAGAGCCAGAGAAAGAGGUUGAGCGCUGGUCAACGUCAGAAUGA
This is a messenger RNA of Guillardia theta CCMP2712, 696 nucleotides long. RefSeq lists its product as hypothetical. The coding region runs from base 1 to 696 and encodes 231 amino acids. Lineage: Eukaryota; Cryptophyceae; Pyrenomonadales; Geminigeraceae. The transcript has 7 exons. The record is from RefSeq and is a predicted model, not a curated record.